UUUUCCCCCACUGCUUAUGAUGGAACUUUAUCUCCCAUCACUCGGCACCAAUGCCCCAAUGGAAACUACAACUUCCGUCAUGCUUCACCCUUGUGGCAUUCUCUCCUGAUGUUUCGUACCCCAAGGGUGAAGCAUGACGGGAGUUGUAGUUUGCAUGGAAUGACCAUUGUGAUAUAAUAGGUUUUUCUCUAGAUGAUUGCAAUAUUUGAUUGUGUUUCUCCUCCUUCCUGAUUUCAGGAAAGCAAAGGGAUUUCACUGGAAUCGGAAAAAAUCAAUCGCUGGAACGUUUCCCCCAAAAGUGUGUCAACUUAUGAGGACUUCGGUUUCCGCCGUCUUAAGGUCUCGCAGAACCUAUUUCGAACGAGACGCCACCGUCGGGGGGCCUCAAAUUGGCCGAAGCGGCUUUUGGGGGGAUUCGGACGUUUGACCAGUCCACCGGAGAUGAUGACGACUCCUCCCGUAUCGAAGCCUGAGACCCCCAUCUCGACCCCUGUCUCGACCCCGGAGGCCAGGCCAGGAUGCCGGUGCCCAGAGGAGGCCAAAGCGCAGCAGGGGAAGGCAGGGGAGGUCAUUCGGAAGGGGGUCCGCGUGCCGACACCUCGGACGGAGGAGGCCGCCUGGGCCGCCAGCGCCUUGACCUUCCUGCUGGUGGCGCUGACCCUGGCCGUCCUCUACACCCGCCUCCACCGCAAAUGCCGCCGCGGGCGCAGCCUCUACUGGACGGUCAGCGGAGAGGAGGACCGCGAGACUGUGGCCGCGGUCAUCAAGCGGCGGCUGUUGUCCUCGCAGAUUCGGCGCAAGAAGCGUCCGCGGCCGAAGCAACAGGAAAUCCCGGUCUCUACGUCCAGCGACAGUUCGGACUAAAACCCGGACCCUGCUUUGAGGGUCUUUGAACCUGGUUCAGCCUACCUAAUAAGGGAAACACGUUGCCUUCGGAGGAGCCGGCUCCUCCGCGCUGUAAUCCGCUUUUCCUACUAUUUUUCCCCCUUGUUUUGCUACUCAAUAAAGUAUAUUUUCCUAGGUAAACAA
Molecule: messenger RNA, 1029 nt
Organism: Anolis sagrei ordinatus
Lineage: Eukaryota; Metazoa; Chordata; Lepidosauria; Squamata; Anolidae
Source: RefSeq, a predicted model, not a curated record